Propithecus coquereli (Coquerel's sifaka) is the source of this 2092-nucleotide messenger RNA. RefSeq names its product transforming, acidic coiled-coil containing protein 3 (gene TACC3). The coding region runs from base 61 to 2079 and encodes 672 amino acids. The record is from RefSeq and is a predicted model, not a curated record. Gene Ontology annotation, biological process: cell population proliferation; mitotic spindle organization; cerebral cortex development. Gene Ontology annotation, cellular component: cytoplasm. Lineage: Eukaryota; Metazoa; Chordata; Mammalia; Primates; Indriidae. The transcript has 16 exons.
AGUCUCCUUCUUUCCUCGCGGCCGCGGCACGGGCUCCGAGCCCCGGCAGCAGCGAGCAGAAUGAGUCUGCAGAUCUUAAAUGACGAAGAUGUCACCAGUGAAAAAAGUACAGAAAACUGCGACUUCCUGUUUUCACCACCAGAACUUACCGGAAGAUUGUCUGUUCUUUGUCUGUCACAGAAAGAAAAUGUGCCACCCAAGAACCUGGCCAAAGCAAUGAAGGUGACUUUUCAGACACCUCUGCGGGAUCCACAGACACACAGGAUCUUAAGUCCCAGCAUGACUAGCAAACUUGAGAUUCCUUUUGUUCUGGAUGACACCAUUGGAUCAGAAAACUUUCAACAUGUUGGGCCACAGAAAGAGAACCAACAGUUUAUCAAGCAAGUGGAGGCCAAAACUAUCAAUAGAAUUCUCCAGAAACAAGUGGCGGCUGGUGCUGAUGCUCCUCCAGGGAAUGCAGACCCAACCUUUGAAGGUGGCAGCUCCGCGGAGCCUGGCCCGGCCCCCCUGGCCAACCCAGGUGCCUCCAGCUCUCCCCAGGGCCCAGGAAGUCCUGAAAGCCAAAUGGCGUCUCCAAGAAAAAUGUCUGGCAUCCCUGAGAGAGCCUUAGAGGAAAACAUUAGUUCUCGUCCCUCAGACAGAAGCGUGACAUCCUUCUCCGAGGCCCCGGAAGACCCUCCCAGGAUAGCGUCCUCCCUGAAAGCAGAGACUCCUCACAGAGCCGAGGGAGAAAGUGCACAUGGCGGGGGCUCUGCCUCCUUGGCCGAGGCUGCUGCGCCUGCUGGUACAAGCCCUGAAGGAGCACGUGGAGUGCCCCUGGCAGACCUGCCUGGAGAGGCCCUGGCCCCCCCUGAGAGUGUGGGCACCCCCGGGCCCCUGACGGCUGGCAGGGCCACAAGCCCAACCUCCGGGCCUGGGGCCGCGGAGGACUCAAGUCUGAGCCUGCAGCUGCGUCCAGCCUCAGUGGAGGACACACCUGUGGCGCAGAUGGCAGCUGAGACCCCAAGCGCAGAGGGCAAGGAGGGAAACUGGAAGUCUUCAGGCACAUCGGUUCCCACGAGCUGUCCAGGCAGUGAGGCAGUGCCCCUCACUCAGCAGGGGCCAGAGCCUGCCUUGGAGCCGAGGGAGGAGAGCUUCAGAGACCCUGCAGAGGUUCUAGGCACAGGGGCCGAGGUAGAUUACCUGGAGCAGUUUGGAACUUCCUCGUUUAAGGAGUCGGCCUUGAGGAAGCAGUCCUUAUACCUCAAGUUCGACCCGCUACUGAAGGACAGUCCUCGUCGACCAGUGACCACAUCCACUGCGACAAGCAGCACACGCAAUGCGGACUGGCCUUCCUCAGGAAAUCCGCCAGAAGCCACACUCGUGGAGUUUGAUUUUUUGGGAGUGCUGGAUGUUCCCGUGCCGGGCCCACCCCCGUGUGUCCUCAUGCCUGAGAGCCCACCCCUGCCUACCACUGGGCCCAUCGUGGACCUGCUACAGUACAGCCAGAAAGACCUGGACAUGGCAGUGAAAGUGACACAGGAGGAAAACCUGGAGCUGAAACGCAAGUGUGAGGAGCUCCACGGGAAGAACCUGGAGCUGGGGAAGAUCAUGGACAGGUUUGAGGCACUCAUGUACCAGGCAAUGGAGGAGGCUGAGAAACAGAAGGAACUUGCCAAAGCCGAAAUCCAGAAAGUUCUAAAAGAAAAAGACCAACUUAUUGCAGACCUGAAAUCCAUGGAAAAGUCCUUCUCCGACCUCUUCAAACGGUUUGAGAAGCAGAAGGAGGUGAUUGAAGGCUACCACAAGAACGAAGAGUCGCUGAAGAGGUGCGCUGAGGAGUUUUUAGUGAGGAUUGACAAGGAGGGCCAGAGAUACCAAGCACUGAAGGCCCAUGCGGAAGAGAAGCUCAAGCUGGCAAAUGAGGAGAUUGCCCAGGUCCGGAGCAAGGCUCAGGCAGAAGCCUUGGCCUUGCAGGCGAGCCUGAGGAAGGAGCAGAUGCGGGUCCACUCGCUGGAGAAGACGGUGGAGCAGAAGACUAAGGAAAAUGACGAGCUGACCAGGAUCUGUGAUGACCUCAUCUCCAAGAUGAAGAGCUGACCGGAAGCCACUG